CGUAGCUAGUGUUGUUCGAAGAUCGUCCUGCGCGCAGUCAUUGAGCUAGCUCGUAAGAGGGUUAGUUGGUGCAGUGCGGUGUGCGCAUGUUAUUAUUACAGUGUACGGAUUACUAUUACGGUAUAAAAAAUGAGGAAUCAGCAUCGAACGCUGACGUUUAAGGUGGCGCUAUGGGUAUUCUUCACAAUUUUUAUACCAACUAACACUCAGUUCGCCAAUCCUCUUGCAUCACUAAUGAAUUUUCUUCAAGAAGGCACAAACCAGUUAGAUAAUGAACCUCCUGACCAGACAAACCUCCUCAGUGAAUAUGAUUUUAUAGUUGUUGGUGCAGGCACUGCGGGGUGUGUCAUUGCCAAUCGAUUAACAGAAAUACCCGAAUGGAAAGUUUUACUGGUAGAAGCUGGUAUUAAUGAGAACUUCGUUAUGGAUAUACCGAUUAUUGCAAAUUAUCUUCAAUUUACUAACGCUAAUUGGAAGUAUAAGACAAAACCAUCGGAUAAAUAUUGCGCAGGUUUUGAGAAUAAGCAAUGUAAUUGGCCACGUGGAAAAGUUGUUGGAGGAUCUAGUGUAUUAAAUUAUAUGAUUUAUACCAGAGGUGCAGCACAAGAUUACAAUAAUUGGGAAGCAAUGGGCAAUGAAGGCUGGGGUUGGGAUGAGGUCCUACCUUAUUUCAAAAAAAUUGAAAACUUUAAUAUACCAUCACAGGAUAACCCUGUUUACCAUGGUCAUGAUGGAUAUUUAAAUAUUGAACAUGCACCUUAUCGUACUAGCAAAGGGAAGGCAUGGGUGAAAGCCGCUCAAGAGUUAGGUUUCAAAUAUAACGAUUACAAUGGAGCUAAUCCUGCCGGUGUAUCUUUUCUACAACUUUCAAUGAAAAAUGGAACAAGACAUAGCUCUAGUCGCGCUUAUCUUCAUCCUAUAAAUAAAAGAAAUAAUCUUCAUUUGUCUAAACAAUCCAUGGUUACAAAACUUAUUCUGGAUACAACUAAAACAAAAGUUAUAGGCGUAGAACUAGAAAAACGGGGCAAAAAAUAUAAAAUUUUAGCAAAAAAAGAAGUCAUAGUCUCGGCAGGUGCAAUUAAUUCUCCACAAUUAUUGAUGCUUUCAGGAAUAGGACCAAAAGAACAUCUAGAUUCUUUAAAUAUUCCCAUUGUAAAAGAUUUACCAGUAGGACAAAAUCUAAUGGACCACAUUGCCGCUGGUGGAGUUCAAUUUAUGGUACAACAACAAAAUAUAACUCUUUCUACAAAUUAUUUAUUAAAUCAUUUAGAAUUAGUAUUUAAGUGGAUGCAAAAUCAUAAGGGACCAUUAUCCAUUCCUGGUGGAUGUGAAGCUUUAGUGUUUUUGGACUUAAAGGAUAAAUUCAAUGUAACUGGGUGGCCUGAUUUGGAGUUACUUUUUAUAAGCGGUGGACUUAAUUCUGAUCCUCUGUUGCCACGAAACUUUGGUUUUGAUGAACAAAUCUAUUCUGACACCUAUGCCUCUUUAGGUAAUAACGAUCUUUUCAUGGUGUUUCCUAUGCUUAUGCAACCUAAAUCAAAAGGAAGAGUUAUGUUACGAAACAGAAACCCUAAAGUACAUCCGACAAUCAUUCCCAACUACUUUGAGUAUCCCGAGGAUUUGCAGAAAAUAGUAGAAGGAAUAAAAUUAUCCAUUGAAAUAUCAAGGCAAGUAUCGAUGAAAAAAAUAGGAACCAAAGUGUAUGACGUGCCUAUAGCCGACUGUUUGAAAUAUGGACCAUUUGGCAGUGACGCGUACUUUGCAUGUCAAGCGCAAAUGUUCACAUUUACAAUUUAUCACCAAAGUGGAACAUGUAAGAUGGGAGCUAAGACUGAUCCUACAGCAGUAGUAGAUUCUAGAUUAAGAGUACACGGGAUUUCUAAAUUAAGAGUUAUUGACGCUAGUAUUAUGCCUCAAAUAGUGUCAAGUCAUACAAAUGCCCCUACAUUUAUGAUAGCAGAAAAAGGCGCAGACAUGAUAAAAAAAGAUUGGGGAAAGUAGAAUCAACUAUCUAAAAUAUAAGUUUGACUGUGAUUUUAUUUAAGCUUCAUUUUAUAGAUAAUUGAUAUUGAAAAUAAAUGUUAAAAACA
Molecule: messenger RNA, 2090 nt
Organism: Nymphalis io (European peacock)
Lineage: Eukaryota; Metazoa; Arthropoda; Insecta; Lepidoptera; Nymphalidae
Product: glucose dehydrogenase [FAD, quinone]-like
Exons: 2
Coding region: 130-2001 (623 amino acids)
Molecular function (GO): oxidoreductase activity, acting on CH-OH group of donors; flavin adenine dinucleotide binding
Source: RefSeq, a predicted model, not a curated record